GGUUUGGCCUUUACCGCACGCGAGGCUGACCCCGCUCACGCGAAUCCUCCUGCACGCACACCUCUCCUCUCUUCUUCCUUCGCGCACAAAGGUUCAUCAAUACAACUCCGGCUUCUUCUCCUGAGCCUGUGCGUGAAGCAAACGGAGGAGAAGGCGACGACGCUGCGCGGUGUUGAUUGCAUUGUGCGGUGCUGCUCGCGGGAGUGGCAACAGUCUUGCAGGUUGAGCGGUAACGCGAGCAGUUCACAGGUUUGCAGUUGCUUGUCAAAUGGAGGAACAAUUCAUACUUCGUGUUCCACCAUCAAUAGCUGAAUGCAUAGAGCGCUUGUUGAGUGAAAAUCCUUCUACUUCUGAAGAUGUCUCCUUGGAUUUAUCCUUUACAGAUGAUGGAAGGACUGGUACUUUUUGCAUUGGUAAUGAUAAGUUUCCUGCCUCUCUCUUGGAUCUUCCUGGCAUUGUGGAGUCUUAUAAAACUUACGAUGAUACAGUACUAAUCAAAACUGCUGAUAUUGGUCAGAUAAUCAUGGUGAGGGAAGAAGGUGAACCCGCUCCGGAAGGAAUAGAAUACAGGCACGGUCUUACCCCUCCAAUGAGGGAUGCUCGUAGGCGACGGUUCCGCAGAGAACCCGAUCUCAAUCCAGAGCUGGUACAACGGGUUGAGAAAGAUCUUUUGAACAUCAUGUCUGGUGGGACAGUGGAAAGAUCACAACCAGACUUUGCAAAUGGUGAGCGCAGGAAAAUAGCCCAGGUUCCCGCAACAAAACCAGAUGUUAUUCCUACUGAAACCGUGAAAGAUGGAGAACCAGAAAGAAGUGAUUCUGAUGAUUCGAUGGAACAUGAGAAUUAGAGAUAGGAACACGAAGCAAAUAAUGAAAUGCUGGAGAUCAAAAGAAGCAGAGGUAAAGCCUCCUUCGAGGUUACACUCAACAAAGAAUGAAACGCUUUCACUCUAAAUUAUCAUUGAAUUUCAGUUAAGUUUCAGAGUCUGUAUGUGCCACAUUGUUAUUUCAACCGAGUAAGUAUGUCUCAAAGCCAUUUUGCUACUCUCAUACCACUCCAAAUUGCUGCUAUUAAGACUAGCUUUAUGAAUGCUAUAGUUCAAGUCUCAUGUAUGCGUAGAUUGUCUUAGUGUUUCAAUCUUACAUAUAAAUGUAAUGAAGUUUUCUUCAUCA
Phalaenopsis equestris is the source of this 1172-nucleotide messenger RNA. RefSeq names its product transcription initiation factor TFIID subunit 7. Gene Ontology annotation, biological process: transcription initiation at RNA polymerase II promoter; RNA polymerase II preinitiation complex assembly. Bases 269 to 847 code for a protein of 192 amino acids. Lineage: Eukaryota; Viridiplantae; Streptophyta; Magnoliopsida; Asparagales; Orchidaceae. Gene Ontology annotation, molecular function: RNA polymerase II general transcription initiation factor activity. Gene Ontology annotation, cellular component: transcription factor TFIID complex. The transcript is spliced from 6 exons. The record is from RefSeq and is a predicted model, not a curated record.